GGGAGAACAGCAGUUGGCGAGUUGGUGUUGCAGCAGGUUGGUAGAGGUUGUGCGGAGUGGUGGGGACGGAAGGUCAACAGUGUCACGAAAAUGGAAAGAAAGUAUAUGAUCAAAGGGACUCUGAACUUCAUAUUGUUACUGAUAGUGGCGAUCCCUAUCCUAGUGUUAUUCCUUGUUGGAAAACCCUACGAGAGAGGGUUCAAUUGCGACGAUCAGAGCCUGCGAUAUCCUUAUAAGGACUCCACAGUGCACACACUGGUUCUUUACUUUGUAGGAACUGGUCUGCCAGCAUUUACGAUAAGUCUUUUAGAAUGGUCAAGGACACGUCGGGAAAGUGUUGGGAAACCAGUGAAGGUCUUUGGGCGAAACCUGCACUCAUGGUUUUGGGCAGCAUAUUGUUCAGUUGGAACUUUUCUGUUUGGAUGUGCUUGUUCACAGUUAACAACAGAUAUAGCCAAGUACACUGUUGGCCGUUUAAGACCUCACUUUGUGGACAUUUGCAAACCUGAUUGGUCACAGAUUAAUUGUUCUGAGAUAUAUGUCCAACACAUCCCCUGCACAAAUACAGAUGAGCAUAGAUUAAAGGAAGCUCGGCUAAGUUUCCCCUCUGGCCAUGCAUCAUUCUCAGCCUAUACCAUGAUCUACCUAGUGAUAUAUCUACAAGUUCGAUUCAAGUUUAAGGGUCCUGAGUUACUUCGACCCUUCUUGCAGUUUGUCUGUCUUAUGCUGACAUUCUACACAAGUGUUUCUCGUAUAUCUGACUACAAACACCACUGGUCAGAUGUUCUUUCUGGUUUUAUUAUCGGGACUAUUGUGGCUAUUCUCAUUGCUUUGUACUUCUCAGAUCUGUUUCCAAGAGAGCUACCAACCUCAGCUAAGAAGAAUGAAACUGUCUUUUUGCGAGAUUAUGCUCAUGCAGAAAAUGAAGUUCAUGCAGCUCGGACAGAUGGAGGGGAAUAAUAAGUAUGGUAUUUUAUUUUCUUGAUGCAUAAUUCAUAAUUUACCUAUGAAGUACAUUUUUUAUUUUGUGGACUGUUAUAGCUUUUACUAACUUUGUUUGUCAUUUUUUUAAACUUUAUACUAUAUAUUAUUAAUAGUGUGAAAUAAAUGCUUUUAUGUUAAGUCUUAAUACAUUAAUCAAAGAAGUGAAGAACAAGUUCAUUAGCCUUUGACAGUAAUUCAGACUUUAUGAAAGGUACUGAGGUAUGUGUUUGUAUGUUUACUUUUUAAUAAUCAGAAAGGAUUCAUGUGGGUUACUAGGCAAUCAACCUUUUUGAUACAGUAUCUUGCAUGUGAAUAGUAUGUCACAUAAUUGUACCCCUUCAUAUGGGUAUAUAUAUUAUGGCCAGACAAUUCUUACAUUGUAUUGUGUAAGAAACAUUUCAAUAUUCUCUGUAGAAGAAAUUUUUGUCUGAAAUACCAAGAAUUGAGCAAAACUUUUGAUGAUCUAGAACCCACCUAAGCACUGAAAUUCCUACCACAAAUAUGGAAUACAUAUAACCAUAUUUUCAACAUAAAAUUUUACCAUUAAGUUUUCUUUAAUUUAAAACAAUCAUGUUUUGUUUGUUUCUUUAAGUAAUGUAUGAUUCAGAAUACAUAAAUCUGAAAGACCUCAUUUAUAUCAUAAGUCUUCAUGCAUUACUGGAGUACUUUAGAUAAUGCGGUAAUGUAUGUAUUAUGGUAUUGCAUGGUAAUUUUACACUUCACCCACUAUAAAUAAGUCUUGGAAUACUUCAAAAACAAAAUUUUUUAUAUUAAGUGGGCAGUGGUUUCUAAGUUGUUAGAACUUGGGAAGGUUCAUUUAGCUUGCUUCAGUUUUCCGUCCUUAUGUCAGUGAUAUUUAUAGUCCACAGGUUAAGCCCUCUUGUUUAAGUGAUAUUUAUAGUUCCCAGGUUAAACCCUCUUGUUUUUUUUUAAUAAGUGUUCCCAUACUUGGUUUUUUUAAUAAGUUCCCAUACUUCACACAAAGGAUCUUUCAAGUCUCACACCUUGCACUUUGUCUCUGUGAUUGUGUGGAGCCAAGCAAAUACCAAUGGUAGUAAAUUCCUAAGGAAAAAAUUUAAUAUUGAAGUGUUUGACCAAAUUUUUUCCCAAAGGGUUCUUUAUUAAAGUUUCCCUGUUAUUUCCCCAGAUGUUUUAUACAUUAAAAUAUAUGGUCAUUAUUAAAUAUGUAAGAAUGCUUCUGCCCAACUACAGUACUGUACAGGUAGUGACCAAACAUAUGCAACUAGUGUACUGUCAACCUGUUCACCAUUAAGUCUUAAUUCUGCUUCUUUGUCCUCACACAUUUAUUUCAAUGUACUGAUCAUCAGUACAUUGAAAUAAAUGUGUUUGGUCUACAUAUUUCUGCCCAUAAACACCCUUGCUCCCCAUGCCUUAACUGAUGGAGUGAACAGUUAAUCACAAAAACAACUAUGUGCCUCUCAUACCAUUAUUCUUUAAAAAUACCACAAGCCCCUAUUGUUGCUGAUUUUUUGAAGGAAGCAGUCAUCAUUUUUUCAUAGAAGUAUUACAAACUGAGAACCAGUGAGUAACACUUGAUUCUGUGCUGAUGAAAAACCUGCACAGAUAUGUUGAAAGCAAGUUCACUUAAGCUGGCUACAUUCUUCCCUUCCUAACAGAGUGCUAUAUUUUAUUUUUUCUCUUUUCUUGUAUGAGAUUUUUGUACAUUUCCCCCAGGAUCACCCACAGAACAAGCUACAUUUUCCAUUGAUUUGAUAGAACUACCCUCGCAAGUCUAAAAUGUUCACCAUAUGUGUUGAUAAGAAACUAGGUAGUUACUCUUCCAUUGGAAGUUCAGUAUAGUAUUUGUGCAGGCACGGCAUCUUAGUCUUUGAAAAUUAAUUACUCCUUAGUAACUUUGUCUUCUAUAUAUAAUACACUGAGAAAUUAUUUUGUCAGGUUAUUCAGAGUUUUGAAAAUAAGUUUAAUUUAUGAUUCAUUAAAAUCAGGGUUGUGUUCCAACUUAACUAAUUAAGACUGUCUAUUAAUUUUGUAUGAAUAGCUAACUUUGUAUCUGCUAACAAUAUACUAUACCUUGUUAGUUUUAUAUUUUAUCAAUGGUACAUAUUAUGUUUGCUGUGUUUCAAAGCAUAGAUUGCUAGGUAGUCAGGAAAUUGAGGUAUAAAUGCCUUAAUCUUUUAUAGUAUGAAAAGUUGAGAAAGCUUAUACGUAGGUGUUUAUUUUAGGAGGGAUUUUGGUUUUCUAUAUAUAUCACUUUGACAUUGUACUUGAAGAUCCUUAUUUUCAAUAUGACCAAGGAUAAAUUUACUACCAUUUGUAUACUUACUUGCUGCUUGUGACAAUCACAUGUGUUCAAAGUCACCUUUUUGUCAGUUUCUGAAAUGCUUCAUGACAUGCCUCCAUAGUGCUAUUAAACUAGAGCUUAUGAUAACCUAACCUCCAGUCUUUCAAUUCAGACAGUGUAAAAUCUUGUUACUCUCCCUGACUAUUUAAGCUUCCUUAGUACCCACCUUUACCAUCACUAAUGUAGCACAAUUUAUAUGUUAAAGCUUACUUUAGCAAGGUAAACAGUAUGUAAACAUCAAUAUAUAAAUAAUGAAAGUGGUACUUGAUAAACAGGUUUGACACAUGAAAUGAAAUGAAAGGAAAAAGAAAUAAAAUUGAAGGAAAUAUUUGUAGUGUUUUAAGUUUUAAUGUUUUUUGUUGAAGUAAAUUUUUGUAUUUAAGGAAGUACCAUAUUUCCUGGCACCGAAGACACACUGACCUCAAAGAUGCCCCCAAUUUUGACUAGCAAAUAUGAAAGAUUAAAAAUAGGCCCAAGCACUUCACAACUUAUUGUAAUUUUUAGUUCUUAUAUAUAAAAAAAUACUUUUUCUUAGGCUUAUUAAUUAUGAAAUUUAAUGAGUUCCUUUAAAGUUGAUGAACUAUUGAAAUGAAAAAUAAAAAGUGAUUACCAAGUAAAAUAUGUUUCUGAAUCCCAGGUAAAGGGAACUGAACACCACAAUAGGAAAACUGGAAAUUAAGAAUAACAUUUUACUGCAAAUACACUUUGAAGAACCUCUGCACAAAUAGAAAAAAUAAAACUAGAAUCAAGACUAAAAUUCAUGAAAUACUGAUAAAAUUGGGAACAAAUAUUUCAGUCUGCAAAGCAUGGAAAUAUUUUGCACACAAUCAUCAUUUGUAAAAGCAACACAUGAUCAUGACUAAUUACAAUAAUAUUGCUGUAGUAACAUUAACUAGUAAACUAUUUUAAUUCACCACAAUUUUACCUUCAUCAGCAAAUAACAACCCGAAAGUCAUUUGAGGAGAGGGAAAAUACUGGUAAGAUUUUACCCACUCUUCUGUAACUUACUGUAAUCUGCCAAUAUACAGGAAUGAAUCUGUAACUACUUGUAUGUACAUGUACUUUUUUGUUCUUUAUGAUACUAUUGCUUGUUUACUAUUUAAAGUAAAAUCAUAUACUUCAUUCAGAGGUCAUAUUCAGUUCUGGUUGCUAAAUAGCAAAGGUAAUCUACCUCUAGGUGUAGGAUAGGCCUAUGAAAAGUAAAACAUUUGGUCUUUAGUUUUUACAGAAAAUUACCGAGACUUAUUUAAGAAAAAACAUAGUACGUAGUGUCUUUGAUGCUGGGAAAUCUGGUAGAUUGAAGCCCAAGUAUUGACAAAUCAUUAAAGGCAUACGUAUGUCUUUCAGUAUGACUGGUUCAUAAUUCAUAUAUUUCUGUUCUUUGGUAAAGUUCACUUAUUGUUCCUUUGUGCAAGUACCUGUUUGGUUUUACCUCACAUUAUAACAUUAUAGGAAUCACUAAUGUAUUUUAAAAGGACUUGAGCCAUGUAGUAUUUUAUAUGGUGUUAAAAGGAUAAUUGUUCCUAACUGUUCAAUAAUUUUUGUGAAUAUGUAUAUUUUCAAUUCAGAAGAAUGUUAAGCAUUGUAUAUCAAAACAGCAAAGUCCUCACCUCUAAGUGAUGAAAAUAAAAUGCUAUGCUUCUGACAGAAAUUGAGUAGGGACCUUUGUGCAAUGUGUUCACUGCUUUUCACAGAGCUAGUAAAAAAAAAAAGUGGUUUCAUAUCAUAUACUUUAGGAAUACAUUAAUCUCUUAACAUUGGAAUUGACAAGUAAAUCUUUAUUCACCAUAGAAGAAAGGAGAAGGAAAGAGCUGAAUAACCUAUAAGCCAAAGCUGUGAAUUGUAACAACAGAGAUAAGUCCAGGCUCCAUCUUAAUGCCAAAUACUUUUUACCUCUUCCCUAUAUGUAGUAGACAGGUUUACAUUCUUUGUCCUCUCACACAAUAUACUUAGAUAUUUUGCAGUUAAAUUAUUAGAUGCCCAGAGAGUAGCAGAGUACACAGCACCCUUGAGGUUUCAUGCUCUGAAUUCAGUGAAAAUUUAGUAUUUAAAUUUUAUUGCUAUUUAUGGGUACUUUCUCCCUACAGCCUUUCUUCUCAUUGGCCCAGGUAGCUUCUUGAUGGAGCAGUAUGUAUGUUACUCAAAAGUCAAGGGCUCAAAUUCUGCCUUGGUCUUGAUGUUUGCUGUUGAUUUAAGUUAAACUGAGUUUGUGUUGCUGAGUUAUGGUAUAUAACAUUGAGUUUUGUUUCCAUCAUUAAUUUCAAUUUUAGUUUCAUACUGAGCUAUUGGAGUGAACCAUACACUUCGAUAGUCGCUUAAGGGAUAAUAUUGCAAGCUACUAGGAAGAUUACUUUUUCUUAUUAAUAUUUUCAUUCUUUUAGUUAAAUCAUCAUUGAUUUGUUAGCUUUACGUACCAAUUUUUUUAGGAUUAAAGAACUGAAAUGUAUUGGGCAUUUCUUGAACAACUAAUAAUUGUAUGAUUGUGAUAAUUAUUAAUCCUCUUUGGUAUUGUGCUUUUCUUUAAGAUGCUUGCAUUGUUAUUAAAUGGUACAUUCUGUGCAGAGAAAGUUUGUUUUAAUGGCAAGCUGUGUUGUAAAAGAAGGUUGUAGUGGUGAUGGGUUUAGGUUUAACAUAGAAUUUAUACAAGGAAAAUGUAAUAUGAAUGUUUUUGUAAAAUAUAAUGGCACAAAUUAUGUUUUUGAAUAACACUUAAUCUUUGUGAUUUUAUAGGUGAACUUCAGUAAUUCUGAAAUUAGAUUUAAGUAACUAUGGAUGGUUCUUUAGUUGUAGUGUUCUGUGUAAAAUAAUCUCGAUAACUAAAUAAAAUAUAUUGCAUUUUUAAAGUAAGAAGCUUUAUGAAAUCAAAUACAGGGGUUGGUUUUAUCUUCUUUAAUUUGAACCAUAAACUGGAACCUAAAGAUAGAAACUGUAGAUUUCUGCCCACAGGUAACUUUAUUUGUUUUUUAUUUGUUGCCAUCCCAGUGUGAGUUGAAUAAAUUAGCUCAGUUGUCUGGUUAAACUACUUAAUAAUAAUAUAUGUACAUGCUUGUCUUUGGUACUUAAGGCAGAGCAUAACUUGCCCUUUAGUGCAUUUGAGCCAGAUACCACUAAAAUAUACCUGCUGUGCAUUUCAGGGCCGUGUCUAAUUGAUUUCCGUCAAAAUCUUAUAAAAAAAUUGGAUAUGGAUCGUAUUUUGAUAAUAGCUAUUUGAAGUCACAGCCUAAUUGGCAAAAAUAUGCAGUGAUGUCUAAUGUUGAUAAUUAAGUCACUUAUCAGAGUAAAUCAAAGAAAAAAGGGAAGCUUAGCUAAAUCUAGCAGACUCAUAGAUAGAGGCUAGUAAAACAUCAUUACUGAAGUACCUCCCACUCAUUGAUACUGUAGUAUGACGUACUUUAUUAGACAUCCCUCCCAUAUACUUUAUGAAUGAUGACUCAGAUGUUGGUAGUAGUAGUAUAUGGAAGUAUUAUAUUGUUACACACACUCAAACUCCAAAGUAGAAUACAGUAAGGGAGUGGGCAUCAAAUGAGAAUAUUAAUUGUGUAAUACAGUUGCAUGGGGCAAUUCACGUUUCUUUUAGCUUGAAAUAUGCACCAAGCCGUACACUGAAAACCAUUGUUACACGGUCGUAGGGUCUUUGUGGAUAAAGAGCAGUAUUUAGCCAAUGAAUAAAAAUGUAUUAUGUAAUAUACUUUGUUUUUCUUAUACACACAGCCAUGUAAAGUACUGAUAAUGAUAUUAUUAAUCAUAAUGAUGAUUAUUAUUAUUAAUAGGGCUAGGUUUCCCAGACCUCUGAGUCUUAAAUAGACUCUUCUUUGGCUGGUUCUCAGGGAUUAAUCCUGAGAAGAAUGAAAAGGAAAAAAAAUUAAAAAGAAAAAAAACGUAUACUUUAAGAAACCUUUUAUUUAAAAAUUUUAUGAUUUUGUUAAUUGAAAAAUCUUUGCUUUAAGCAAGAAUACUUUAAAUUUUUUAAUCAUGAUGAUAAUCACAUUAAUAUUCAUUUUAGUUAUUCUUGUUAAUGCGUCGGCAGUGUUUACUAUUAUGCAAGGUUACCAGGUAUAUCGGGGCAAAAUAUACCAAACGCCUGUAAAUUAUCUUGUUUUCAUUUCAGUAUGAUUGUAUUUCACCAAUUCCAAAUGUUUGUAUAACUGAUAGUCAAAGGGUAAAAAGAAAUUUAAUUAUAAUUGCCAUGUUUUCCUAUAGUCCGCAUAAAAUUGUACAAUGAAAACAGUAAUAUUGCCAUAUGUAUAUUUACCAAAUUCCUUUGCUAUAAUAUUGUCAUAUGUAUGUACUAUACCAAAUUCUUAUUCAUCACCCGUGGUAUCACCAAUGUAAACCACAAUAAUAUCACCAUUCUCAACAAUGAUUUGUUUAGCAUUUCCUUCAAUACGUAUUGUACAAGAUGGUCAAAUAUUUGUGUUUUUGCUAUCAUUAUCAUACCACUGGGAACCCUAAUAUUACGUAUGAUGUAGUUAAAGUUACAACUAGCCUCUUUCUGGGUGGUUACUAAAUUUAGCUAAGUUUCCCUUUAAAUUUCUUUGAUUCACUCUGAUAAGUGGCUUAAUUAUCAACAAUAGACAUUACUGAACUGCAUAUUUUUGCCAAUUAGGCUGUGGCUUAAAAUAGCUAUUUCCAAAUUACGAUCAUUAUUAUACUACUGGUAACCAUGAUAUUACAUCUGAUGUCAUAGUUUAUGUUACAACUGGCCUCUCUCUGGGUGGUUACGUUACAACUGGCCUCUCUCUGGGUGGUUAUGUAACAACCAGCCUCUCUCUGGGUGGUUACGUAACAACCAGCCUCUCUCUGGGUGGUUACGUAACAACCAGCCUCUCUCUGGGUGGUUACGUAACAACCAGCCUCUCUCUGGGUGGUUACAUUACAACUAGCCUCUUUCUGGGUGGUUGCUAAAUUGUUUACCUUAUAACUAGCCUCUUUCUGGGUCGUUACUAAAUUUAGCUCCCUUCAAAUUUCUUUUAUUUACUCUGAUAAGUGCCUUAAUUAUCAACAUUAGACAUCACUGUAUAUUUUUGCUAAUUAGGCUAUGGCUUCAAAUAGCUGUUUCCAAAAUAUGAUCCAUAUCUGAUUCUUUAGUAAGAUUUUAUUGACGAAAAUCAAUUUGACACGGACCUGAAAUGCACAGUAGGAUAUUUUAUUGGUACAGAUUAUGAAUUCACUCAUUUGCUUCAGAAUAAAGCUCAGAAGUAAAUUCCUUUAAAGACCAUUCAAUAUUUCGGUGUAUUAUAACUCAAAUUAGAAUUCAAAGUGACAGUUAGAAUUCAAAUGAAUUCCUUGAUUCUUUUUUAAAAACACGUGUACGUAUUACAGUUUCAUAACAAAUCAAAACUUCACAAAAUGUAUGUAAGAGAAAAUGGUGUAUUCUUUUAGGUUGUAAACUAGACAGCAUAUUCAUGUGGAUGAUGACAACUGUAAAGCUAGAGUGAAAUUUCUCCAUAAAGUUAUAAAUUUGGAAGUGAAUAGGUCUCAGAUUUUUGCUUAACCAUUAUCAUAGCGGUUGGUAAUUGAUGAUGGUAUGUCAUUCAUUGGCUCAAAUAAAGGAGAACCCCAUUAUUUAAAUAUAUGACUACAGUAUGAUUUACACUUGCUUAUGUUUGUUAAUGUACUGUUACUUGAAUAUUAAAAUCUUGUUCAGAAAAUUAUAAAAAUUUACCUUUAUCAAUAAUGUUAGCUCAGUGGAAAAGUUUCAUUUCUUGAAGUGUCAGAAUAAAUUAAGGAAGAUAGAGCCAUAUUUCAGGGAUCUGAAAAACAAGGGAAAAUUUUAUAGUUGUAAUAGAUAUUGAAUGUUACUCAUCGAAAUAAAAACUACCCUCAGUUUGACUGUUUUGUAAUUCAUGUGUAUAAACAUAUACAAAGUAUGUUUGAAUUUUAAUUCAUUUGUCAUUUUCAUACAAAGUACAAGUAGUACAGUGCGAGGUCAAUCUUUCUUGCCUAAUUUAUUAUGGCCUAUAGAUAGAAUGAGUGAGAUGUUACCUCUUUGCUUUCUGAUCUGAUUUGAAUGUUGUAUAGGGGUGUGAUUUUCUGUAAUAUUUUUAUUUUUUCCCAUUCUUUCUUGCAUGUAACUUUUCAGUUACUAAAAUUGUCUUACUCCAGUUGUUACCUCAUUUUAGAACAAAUUCUUUUACCCAGUUCCUUACAAGUUAAAUGACUCAGUGGUCUGGUUAAAGUACCUUGCAGUAAUAAUGUAAAACAUGCUGUAACAAAUUUAGGAUUAAACAUAAAGUGUUUUCAAAUUUCCUGAGUUUCAGGAAAUAGAUUGGUGCAAAUAUGCAAAUAAGAUAUUGUUAUGACUUACUAGUUCUUUAGAAUUUUUGUAGGGCAUUGUAUUUAGUUUCACUUUGAUAAAAUAUAUUUCUGGGUUGCAUUAUCUGCUUGUUCUUUUGUAGCAAAAAAGUUUAAUUUCUUUCACUUAGAAGUAUUGGGAUUUAUUUUGUAAUGCUGUGUAACAGUGUUCAGUCAUUUAAAUUAAAAACAAACAAAGCAGAUUGUGCAAUUCCAGUUCCAUUUUGCUUUUGGUGUCCAUAAACUGUUCAUGUUGCCAAAGGUAAUUUUGUUUCUUAACAAGAGAACUCGGAGAGUACACCUCUACUGGCUCUUGUAUUUGAAUAGUUAUCUAUAUGUUUUGUAAUAUUUCUUCUCACAAUUUGUACACAACUCUUAAUUUCUGUAGUUAAUAUGUGUUUAUUUUUAGUGACUGGAAUAAAAAAUUUGUUAUACUAGCAGUACCUGUGCGAUUGUGAAAAACCAUUAAAUAUUUAACAUCUCCCAAAAACUAAUCAUCAAGGGGUCAGCCCAGUUGUUCACCAA
Molecule: messenger RNA, 10126 nt
Organism: Macrobrachium nipponense
Lineage: Eukaryota; Metazoa; Arthropoda; Malacostraca; Decapoda; Palaemonidae
Product: phospholipid phosphatase 1-like
Exons: 6
Coding region: 91-960 (289 amino acids)
Biological process (GO): phospholipid metabolic process; signal transduction; phospholipid dephosphorylation
Cellular component (GO): plasma membrane
Molecular function (GO): phosphatidate phosphatase activity
Source: RefSeq, a predicted model, not a curated record